Acanthoscelides obtectus is the source of this 483-nucleotide messenger RNA. The record is from the annotation of a GenBank genome assembly. Lineage: Eukaryota; Metazoa; Arthropoda; Insecta; Coleoptera; Chrysomelidae.
AUGAGUAAAGAAAAUCGAGGUACCAGUAAGGAAUAUAAUACGGAGACGGAAGGAGUACCAAAUUCUUCAAUUGCAUGGAAGAACAAUAAAAUUGUGUCCCUUGUGUCUACAUUUUGUGGAACUCUUCCGAAAUCCAAAGCUGACAGAUACGAUAAAUCUCAAAAUAAAAGAGUGGAGAUCGAUUGCCCUAAGAUUGUAAAAGAAUAUAAUAAACAUAUGGGAGGAGUAGACCUUAUGGAUAGUUUGAUUGGUCGAUACCGUAUCAAGCUCAAAUCCAGGAAGUGGUAUUUCAGACCUUUUUUAUUACCUUUUGGACAUGACAAUGGCAAGCAAAGACACAGAUUUGGGCCAAACGAUCUGACAGAAUAUGCUCUCUCAAUGGAUUGUAUAAUGGACAUUCCAGGAGGAGAUGUCCUAAAGAUUCGGUCUUUCGAGUAUUACAUAUUGUACAAUAGUCUGUUUGGUCAACCCUAUAAUCUUUAA